AUGGCGAAAAGUAAGGUGGAUAUGCGCUCUCUGAACGGACCUUUAGACGAGCUUGCGGCACGAAAUACACACAAACUUGCUAUUACGAGGGAUUAUAUUUCACAACCUAGGCUAACCUACAAAACAGUAUCUGGUGUGAAUGGACCCUUGGUUAUUUUGGACGAUGUAAAGUUUCCAAAAUUUGCUGAGAUUGUGCAGUUGACCCUUGCUGAUGGCUCCCAGAGAAGUGGUCAGGUGCUGGAGGUCAGCGGGUCAAAGGCCGUUGUCCAGGUGUUCGAGGGAACACAUGGCAUUGAUGCAAAACACACCACCUGUGAAUUCACUGGAGAUAUUCUCCGAAUGGCAGUAUCUGAAGACAUGUUGGGUAGAGUAUUCAAUGGGUCUGGUAAACCUAUAGACAAAGGACCUCCUGUAGUAGCAGAGGAUUUCCUUGAUAUUCAAGGUCAACCUAUCAACCCUUGGGCUCGUAUCUACCCUGAGGAGAUGAUACAGACUGGUAUCUCCGCCAUCGAUGGUAUGAACAGUAUUGCCCGUGGACAGAAAAUCCCCAUCUUCUCUGCCGCCGGUCUUCCACAUAAUGAAAUUGCUGCCCAGAUUUGUCGACAGGGUGGUCUGGUAAAAUUGCCUGGCAAAAGUGUCCUGGAUGAUCAUGAUGACAACUUUGCUAUUGUGUUUGCUGCCAUGGGUGUCAACAUGGAGGCCGCUCGUUUCUUCAAACAGGACUUUGAGGAAAAUGGUUCUAUGGAGAAUGUGUGUCUCUUCCUAAACUUAGCAAAUGAUCCCACGAUCGAGCGUAUUAUCACACCACGUAUAGCUCUCACAGCAGCAGAGUUCAUGGCUUACCAGUGUGAGAAACACGUUCUUGUAAUCCUCACUGACAUGAGUUCCUACGCUGAUGCUCUCAGAGAAGUGUCUGCAGCCAGAGAGGAAGUACCAGGUCGUCGUGGUUUCCCUGGUUACAUGUACACUGAUUUAGCCACCAUCUAUGAGCGUGCCGGUCGAGUAGAAGGCAGGAACGGAUCCAUUACGCAAAUUCCCAUCCUUACCAUGCCAAACGAUGACAUCACUCAUCCCAUUCCUGAUUUGACUGGUUACAUUACUGAAGGACAAAUUUAUGUUGAUCGACAACUUCAUAAUCGACAGAUAUUCCCACCCAUCAAUGUGUUGCCAUCAUUGUCCCGAUUGAUGAAGUCUGCUAUUGGUGAAGGCAUGACAAGGGAAGACCACUCUGAUGUAUCCAACCAGCUGUAUGCCUGCUAUGCCAUCGGUAAAGAUGUUCAGGCCAUGAAAGCCGUCGUAGGAGAGGAAGCCCUUACACCUGACGAUUUACUCUACCUAGAAUUCCUUACAAAGUUUGAAAAGAAUUUCAUCGCACAAGGACAUUAUGAGAAUAGAACAAUCUUCGAAACGUUAGAUAUUGGCUGGCAACUACUGAGAAUUUUCCCAAAGGAGAUGUUGAAACGAAUCCCAAUGAGCCAGCUGGCCAAGUAUUACCCACGUGACGCCCACAAGCAACAGCAACAGAAGGCAGCAGAAGCAGCCGGUGAAUCCAGUCAGCAUAGUACACAGCUAUAAAAGUUUUCCUAUAGUCUUAUCACCCAUUGAUACCAGAUGUCUCACCGCGGUCUCUCAUCAGCUGCUUACAUUCCACACUAUAACGCCUCAGUUCUGUUACUGUGUUUUUGAAUGUGAUGCAAAUCUUGUGAAAAUAAAUUUCCAGUCCCUUCAAUAGACCCUUCUGAAGACAACAACUGGAGAAAUACAUUGUACUUUUUGGUUAACUGAACAAGGGGUUUGCAGUUCCUUGAAACAAAUAAUAAAUUACAUAGUGGUUGUUUUUGAAUGCUUCACUCCUAAUAGAAAAAAAUGUGUCUUUUUGCAUUUAGAUGAUUUGAAAUGUGAAUAGACAGUUGUAUAAUAAUAUCCUAUCACUAUAUCAAUGUAAAAUUGGUAACUUUUUAGUUUCUGUAUUUCAUCACUUGAUUAGCUGUUAAAAUAUUGUUCAAGGAUAUUAUCUUUGGAGGUUGUUAUAUAAAUUUCAUUUAAAAAGUGUUGUAUGAGAAUGUGUUUCUUUAUAUUCAACAAUGAAUAUGAUCAACAUUUAUCAAUACUUCAUGACAUUUUCCCCAUUACUAAAUGGUGUAUAGCUUUGUCCUUAGACUUUGCUGUUCAGUGUAGAAAUUGCUUGACCACAAUACAACAACUGAAGCUGAAAGUUAUGAUCAACCAGAAGAAAACAAGAAAAAAAUAGUUUGGAAUUUCAAAAUGGAAAAAAGAAUUGAUUGUUAGUCUUCUCACAAAAAAGCAAAAAACAAUACAAGGAAUGUGUAAUGGAAGACUAUUUUUUAUUUAAACUUUGAAUCAGAGAGGGACCAAUCUAGCAUAGUUUGUAGGGGGGAAAGUCUUGGGAUAUUUUGAUAUUGGUGAAUUAAAAUGUAAAUCAAUAUUUUGCUGGAUCUUUUUGAGGAAAAUUGGUAAUUUAAACUUAUGGUGAUUUUACAGGGUUUGUGCUGGGAAUGACUGACAAGUUCUAAGUUUUGGUUCAGAACUUGGAAUAUUUUGCUAUGGUUUACCAAGUAACAUCCUUUUUAAUGUCAGUCUGUUACUAUUUCAUCAACGAACAAUUAUUGAUCUAUUUUUGCUGAUCAAACAUGAAGAAAUGCCGCAUAGAACACAUACAAGGGGAGAGAACUUGGUAAAGGGGUAUUCAAUGAGGCCAGUCAGAAAUGAAGUAGGAAAUAUAUGAAAUGCAUGAUUACUAAAUCGAGAAUCAAAUUUGAUAUACCGCUCAUGAGCAACAGUUAUCUCAUAGAUUUAUUCCACUAUAUGAUAUUACAAAAUUUAUGAAAUAUACAAAUGUAAUAUAAGACAAAAAUUGCCGUUUGCAUUGUGCUUAACUUUGAAAGUGAAGGUAGUGUAUUUUGAUUUUUCUGAUUUGAGAAUAUUUCUCAAAAAAAUAUCAAUAGUCCUGGAAUUUUGAAUUUUGAAUGGAAUUUAAAAUAGUCAACUUCCUUUCAAUGGUGCAUGUAGAUCUCUUAGAUUGAAUGUCAAUAUAUAUAUAUAUAUAUAUGCAGUACAAAAAUAUUAACAAGGAAAUGUGUUAUAGAUUGAUUAGUGUAAAAGAUGUUUUUGUGAUGUUAAGAGGUAGAAUUGUACAUUGUGGGUGAGAAAUGUUGUUUAUUUCAUGACUGUUUAAAUGUAUAUUGUACAUGUAAUGAAAAUAGAUAUUGCUUAGAAAUAGAGUAUAGUGUUACCUUCAGUGAAAUAAAUAAAUUGUUUUCCAGUACCAAAAAUUUGAAUCCAAUUAUAAAAUUGAAAGCCAAUGAAUAGGGUUAAAUAGGUUUGAAUCAACACAUGCGGUCCAUUUCAGAUUUUUUUUUGAGGGUUAUCUCCCUUCAUAUCAUGUUAGGAUUUUUCCACUUAAUGUUAUCCAGUAACAUAAUAAAUCUCAUUGUUAUCAAGGCAUGCAUUUGUUGUUAAAAACCUUUCAAUAAUAGUUUUACGAUACACAGGUCACUACAUAAAAUGAGGAAAAAUAAGACAGGAUUGUAAUCUUUUAACAAAAUGAAAAUAUAUUUGAUGUUAAGAAGUACUUCCUUACAGUUUUCACCUCAAUGAAGUUUAUAAACAUUGAAUUCAUAUUUGGUUUAUUUCACUAGAAUUUUAUCUGAAAAAUAUCUAAAGUAGUACUUACUGUAUAGUAGUAUACGGUUGCUCAUCAAGGUUUACAUGUGAUUCCAAAUCUCUCACCUCAACUUGGUAAAUAUCAAUGAUUUUCAUGAUGAAACAACUGAUUGAUUAACCUCUUUAAAGAAAAAUUUGAAUGUUUUCAAAUCAACCUAUAUCUUUUUCAAAGUGAAGUCUCCGGUUUUGUUCUCUACAAAAAUUAAAUUAUUUCAAAUCAAGUUGUAUCUGGCCAGGAUGUAGCCUCAGAUUUAGGUAAACAUACAUGAAAUGGUUGAUCCAUACAUAAUCUUCCAUUGCUGACAAUUAAAAGGCACAGGUUGGUAUUGUAUAUAUAGGAUAUAAUUGUCAAACAAUUUUAAAAUCGUAGACUUAUCUUUUUAGACAAUUUUAUAUGUUUCCAUUUUUUGUAUAGAGAGAUGUAGAAAAUCGUUGAGAACUUUACCAACAGGAGGAGAUGGGAUUACAGUAGGCUUGUAACUAGCCUAUCAUUCACUAUUAGAAUGUUAGAAAUUACUAACAUGUAUCACUAAACAUGUAUGUAUAUAUGUUUAUAUACUUAUUUGCUCUUGAGUCAUAGUUCAUAUUUAAUAUACAACUGUAUCAAGUAUUAUUAUUCAUUUACAUUUUCUUGUUAUGAAAUUUGUUUUGAAAUGUGAUCUGGGUUCGAACCUGCUGGGUAUCAAGAAUGUGAAAGUUUCUAUAGCCAUUAAUUUAUGUUUUAUGAUUUGUCUGUUUCAGUUUGAAUACUGGAAAGAAUAAGUGCUGAAAUAGAAAUGAUUUGUAAUCAUUUGUAUUCACAUUUUCUAAUUGGAGUGUGAAUUUCUAAUCUGGAUGUGAUUAAAAUAUUAUUUAAAAAUGUA
Messenger RNA from Ylistrum balloti, 4547 nucleotides. Its product is annotated as V-type proton ATPase subunit B. Lineage: Eukaryota; Metazoa; Mollusca; Bivalvia; Pectinida; Pectinidae. Gene Ontology annotation, molecular function: ATP binding; proton-transporting ATPase activity, rotational mechanism. Gene Ontology annotation, biological process: ATP metabolic process; proton transmembrane transport. The coding region runs from base 1 to 1575 and encodes 524 amino acids. Gene Ontology annotation, cellular component: proton-transporting V-type ATPase, V1 domain. The record is from RefSeq and is a predicted model, not a curated record. The transcript has 14 exons.